GGGCGAUAUGCUGAGCGGAUUUGGGGAAAGAGGGAAAAAACUUCCCAGAAGCCACUGCGACCCGGGUGGGAUAACUCCCCCGGAGGAUUGUGGGGCGGGUAGCCUCGUUUCACUUGGAGGCCAAUGGAAGGGGGAAGAUUAAGGACUACGUGUUCCGACAUGCCCCGCGACGUCCCCCACCUUCUUCCCCCGGCCCCGGCUCCGGCCCCGGCCCCAGCCCAUGCUCGUUGGUGGCGGCGGCGGCGGCUCGGGGCGCGUGGAGCCUGCAGUCACGGUGGCGCCCGCAGGAACGGAGGAGGGAAUGAGUGAGGAGGAGCAGGGUUCCGGGAUCAUCACAGGCUACGGACUCCCCAGUAUAGAGCAAAUGCUGGCGGCCAGUCCUGGCAAGACCCCAAUCAGCCUUCUGCAGGAGUAUGGGACCAGAAUAGGGAAGACUCCUGUGUACGACCUCCUCAAAGCCGAGGGCCAAGCCCACCAGCCCAAUUUCACCUUCCGAGUCACCGUCGGUGACACCAGCUGCACUGGUCAGGGCCCCAGCAAGAAAGCUGCCAAGCACAAAGCAGCCGAGGUGGCCCUCAAACACUUGAAGGGAGGAAACAUGUUGGAUCCAUUUCUGGAGGAUGGAAGGAGCCCCCCAGUGGAGGUCAAGGCCCCAGUUUCUCCUCAGCAGUCUGAGUGUAACCCUGUGGGGGCUUUACAGGAGCUGGUGGUGCAGAAAGGCUGGAGGCUGCCCGAGUACACCGUGACCCAGGAGUCGGGCCCAGCGCAUCGAAAGGAGUUCACCAUGACCUGCCGGGUGGAGCGUUUCAUCGAGAUCGGCAGCGGCACCUCCAAGAAACUGGCCAAGCGUAAUGCGGCUGCCAAGAUGCUCCUGAGGGUGCACACUGUGCCCCUGGACCCCAGGGACGGGCCUGAGGCCGAGCCGGACGAUGACCACUUCUCCAUCGGCCUCGGCUCCCGCGUGGACGGCCUUCGGGGCCGCAGCCCAGGCUGUACCUGGGACUCUCUCCGCAACUCAGCCGGAGAGAAGAUCCUGUCCCUGCGGAGCUCCCUGGGCUCCCUGGGCCCCGGCUGUUGCAACGUCCUCAGUGAGCUUUCUGAGGAGCAGGCCUUCCAUGUCAGCUACCUGGACAUUGAUGAGCUGAGUUUAAGUGGGCUCUGCCAGUGCCUGGUGGAACUGUCUACACAGCCAGCCACGGUGUGCCACGGCUCAGCCCCGACCCGGGAAGCGGCCCGGGGGGAGGCUGCUCGACAUGCUCUGCAGUACCUCAAGAUCAUGGCUGGGGGCAAGUGAGUCCUCAGGGCCCGACUCCCGGCCAUCGUCGGCUCUGUCUGCCCCCCGCACCCACUGCCGGCUCAGCCCUCUGUGAUUCAGGAGUUGGGCUUCCAGCUCUGGUGCCUAGGAGAGGUACCUCUUCUACCUCUGACACAGACUCUGUCUGCCUUGAAGCCUGGGGAUGGGGGCUCCAAAGGCCCGCGCCUUUCCCCGGGUUCCUGAUCAUGUUGCUUAGGAAACUGAGUGAUUGGGGAGAGGCUCCUCCUCUUCCCUCCUCUCAAUAAACCUGGUUCUCCAA
Messenger RNA from Antechinus flavipes (yellow-footed antechinus), 1574 nucleotides. It is a transcript of the gene TARBP2, whose product is annotated as TARBP2 subunit of RISC loading complex. Gene Ontology annotation, biological process: regulation of miRNA processing; regulation of siRNA processing; regulation of viral transcription. Gene Ontology annotation, cellular component: RISC-loading complex. The record is from RefSeq and is a predicted model, not a curated record. NCBI's taxonomy places the organism in Eukaryota, Metazoa, Chordata, Mammalia, Dasyuromorphia, Dasyuridae. Gene Ontology annotation, molecular function: pre-miRNA binding; double-stranded RNA binding; siRNA binding.